UGUGCCUGUAGCAUCUCCUACCAGACCCGAUACUUAACCAUUCAUAUGGGGGCCCACUACCAUGAUGGAGCUCGCUGUUGGAUAAGUCCGCGGACCGAACAGGUCUACCACCGCUGGCCAGACAAACAAACCGUCGCUCAGUUCACGGGUGGAAAUUCCGCGUGUUGGACCACCUCAGUCAGUCACUCGGUUCGAAUCUACAGCGACGAAUAUAUGCGCAUCAUUGGUUUGCGCGAUUAUUGUGUGUCUUCUCCAGUUCCUCCGAUAGCUAAUCCACCUACGGGAACCAUGCGUAUCCACGAGCGAUGACCUCGCGCUCGCGAUCGUGCUAAUUGAAUUUAAAUUCGUCAAGACCUCGUGCAUAAAACGGGCGACUUUGAGCGAUUAUCCGUGUCCUGCUGGUGGUGGUGGUGGUGGAGUGUAGUGGGGCUACGCCAAAUCAGACGGCAUCGCGGCACGUGCCGAGGAACAUGGCAAAAGUGUCCCACUUCCACCGAUGGAACGGUUCCAUGUGAAAGAAAGUGCUGCACUGUAUGUGCUGAAUAGUUUGUGACUUGCUUUUGAUGGGGACAAUACACUACUCUGACGUCCCUUUAGUGUUCUUCGAGCGAAGCGAGUGAUAGUUUCCUGUAGUGUAGAUUUGUGAUUCGCGAAUAUCGAGGAGAGAGUGUCGAUUCCGCGAUACCACAGUACCCGGUGAUACGAUACAAAGAUCAGCUUUUCAUUAAUCCCCCCGCUGAUCGGUGAGACGGAACGAUGAAAUUGUUACUGAAAAUACACAACAAAGAACGCAAUCUGGCCACGUCGGCCUCCUCAACGACAGUGAAUCUGUUCCAGCGGAAGCGUAAAUAUUACCACCGUAGGAUCUCGAAAACCGCUUCCUGUCCCGAGCCUGUCCUGUCCACGGCGAGUUCUAGCCCUGCCCAACAAGCUAGCCAACCACUAUCCUCUAUUGCGUCCUCGUCGCCAUCGUCAUCGUCGUCAUCAUCAGCGACGGUAGCAGCCGCACAAUCCGCUAGUAUCGCAUCAUUCCGUGGUUGCUCCAGCUUCGAAGCGGAAGUGACGAAUUACGAAUACGGUGCGUCAUCCGCCCUCAUUUACGACGGCACCGGAGGCAGUUAUCUGGACGCAGCACCCUGUUCUACCACUGCGGAGCGGUGGCCACUGUUGCAUCGUAACUCGCCACUGCGGUCAUCGUCACGCAGCUACCCUGGCAGUGUCCGAUCUGGGCGCAACAACCAGAACCGAGGUUUACCGUCAUCGGGACCAUCAACGCUGCGCCAGGAACGCUACUUCAUUUACGGUGCUCUGAUAUUCUUCGCCAUCGUUGGAUUCUCGUCCGCGAUCUACUUCAUCGUCAACCAGGCCCGGAAUCCGAGUGAACUCAAACCACCGCAGGACAUUAUCUUUGGACCUAACUACGAUCCCCGAACGAUACCGACCCUCGGCAAUAGCCACAUGAUCAUAGACCGUAGCAACUGGGGCUCGCAGGAAAACGUCAAGGCACCGCUCCAGCUGGAGCGUCCGGUUUCAUACGUUAUCAUAACACAUGUUGGCUUAGCUUCCAAGCCCUGUACCGAUGUGUACCAAUGUUCAAACAAGAUGCGAGUUCUUCAGGAUGCUGCUAUCGGUGAACGGCAUUUGCCCGAUCUGCCAAGUAAUUUUUAUAUCGGUGCAGACGGAAAUGUCUACGUUGGGCGUGGCUGGAGCAUAGCGAACUCGUACCACAAUCGAACGGUAUCAGUUUGCUUUCUAGGAGACUAUAAUCGCUACGAACCGGCUGAUGAACAGAUCUCUGCCCUGCAACACCUUCUCACUUACGGUGUGGUACAGGAUGUACUGGACAAGAGCUACAAGAUCGUUGGUCGAAGACAGACAAAACAAACAACCAGCCCUGGAGACAAAUUGUACCCUAAAAUCAUGCAGCUUGCAAGGUGGAAUCCAUGCGGCACAGAAGGUUACAAGCACUGUGGAGCAGAACUCGGUUAUCCGACGCUAUGGGAUGAGGAAGCGAUCCAUAAUGAGCAUGGAUCCAACAACCAAAAUAAUCUGGAGUUACCUAACGGCGCUAGUAGCAGCCCCUGUGAACGAUGCAUCUUGUAUAAUGUUAUAGUGCUGCUUAUCAUCUUUGGUUUGUCCAUUCUGUUUUAUGUCAUCUACUCCUCAACACCAUCCGACAGUGAACGGCAACCAAGUAAUAUUUUGUUCGGAAACAAUUAUUUUUCAAACUCCAUACCAAAUUUAGGUAACGGACACAUGUUGAUGGGACGCAAAAACUGGGGAGCACAGCAGGGUGUGCAGGGUCCGUUUAAGCUGGAACCGCCAAUUCCUUACGUACUGAUCACGCAUAUCGGAGUGCAUUCGAAGAACUGCACAAAUGUCCACACUUGCUCCAUCAUGAUGAGAACGCUACAAGAUGCUGCCAUAGCCGAGAAGUAUCUGUCUGAUAUUCAAAGUAACUUCUAUCUCGGAGGUGAUGGUAAUGUGUACGUUGGUCGCGGCUGGGAUAGAGCGAAUGCGUACGCCAACAAAUCGGUGGCCGUUUGUUUUAUGGGCGAUUAUGGUCGCUACGAACCCAAUGAGCUUCAGUUCUCAGCCCUCGAUCAUCUGCUAACUUAUGGUGAAACGCACGAUCUGUUGGCCAAGGACUAUCGGAUUGUUGCCCACAGACAGACGAAACGCACUCGCAGUCCGGGCAUCAAACUGUACGAAAAAGUGAUCCAGCUUCCACGAUGGAACCCAUGCGGAACCCCAGGUUACGAACUAUGCGGAACUGAAGUUGGUCUACCAACCGUGUGGGAUCAAGAAAACAAUAAACCUUUAGAUACCUCGAGCAUCGACAACAGUACUUCCACGGAAGCAAUGACUGUAACUGUAGCAUCCAACAAAGAGUGAAUAAGAAAUCGAUUAAACUGAACUUUCUAAUUAUUAUUCCUAGUAAAUGUACAGUUUUUCCCCUCGCUUUAAGUUUAAUA
This is a messenger RNA of Anopheles aquasalis, 2975 nucleotides long. RefSeq lists its product as uncharacterized. NCBI's taxonomy places the organism in Eukaryota, Metazoa, Arthropoda, Insecta, Diptera, Culicidae. Gene Ontology annotation, biological process: peptidoglycan catabolic process. Gene Ontology annotation, molecular function: zinc ion binding; N-acetylmuramoyl-L-alanine amidase activity. The record is from RefSeq and is a predicted model, not a curated record.